Messenger RNA from Cuscuta campestris, 776 nucleotides. NCBI's taxonomy places the organism in Eukaryota, Viridiplantae, Streptophyta, Magnoliopsida, Solanales, Convolvulaceae. The record is from the annotation of a GenBank genome assembly.
CUCUGCCUUCUCUCUAGGGUUGGCGACGACGCCUUGCGGCGGUGAAGCCGCGAUGUCUUCGCCGUCGACCGCCUCACACUACUCAAUCCUUAGGCUCUCUCACCUCCAUGGCUUCCCCCUUUUUCUCAGAUGCUCUAGUCUCUGGUGAAACGCAAUCAAGAUAUAAAGGUCUGCCUUGCAUUUCAUUCAAUGAUGGGGAAAUCCAGAAGCUUUGCACCAAAUUCAGUAGGACCAUUGUUGGCUCCUUCACCUCUGGAUGGCCUUCAAUGUCCUCUGUCAGAUCUUCCUUUGAGAAGAUUGGUUUCUCCUCCACUCCGAAGAUCAAUGAAGACCCCCAUGUUGAAGAUGCAGAACAGACUUCAAAUGCAAAAGAACAUGAGCCAAUUCAAAGAAAAGAAGACCGAACUGGAUGUGUCUCUAAACCUUUGACGAGAAAUUCCAAUCUCAAACGCGAGGAGGGAGUUCUUUCUUACGUUAAGGAUCCCUCCACCGGACAACUUCAAGCCAUGGUCACCACCAAGGGUUUCCACGGGCCGUGCAUGAUACUAGGUCGUCCAAGCGAACCCCGAGAAGAUGGAAUGAUAUCAAGAAUUGCACUGCCCAUAAAGUAUCCUCCAGACUAUAAAUGGGCAACUGAAACUGCGCACAAUGGAAUUGUAGUCUGGAUUUAAGUUUGAUCUUUACUUUAUUUUAUUUUGUUUCACUCUUUGUUACCACUUUCGGGUAGCUUUUGUACUUGUACUUUCAUUGGCUUCCAAUUAAUAAAAAAUCCUCCU